This is a messenger RNA of Xiphophorus maculatus (southern platyfish), 3597 nucleotides long. RefSeq names its product GATA binding protein 4 (gene gata4). The transcript is spliced from 6 exons. Gene Ontology annotation, cellular component: nucleus. NCBI's taxonomy places the organism in Eukaryota, Metazoa, Chordata, Actinopteri, Cyprinodontiformes, Poeciliidae. Gene Ontology annotation, biological process: cell fate commitment; negative regulation of transcription by RNA polymerase II; positive regulation of transcription by RNA polymerase II. The coding region runs from base 204 to 1394 and encodes 396 amino acids. The record is from RefSeq and is a predicted model, not a curated record. Gene Ontology annotation, molecular function: RNA polymerase II cis-regulatory region sequence-specific DNA binding; zinc ion binding; DNA-binding transcription factor activity, RNA polymerase II-specific.
ACCUCCUCCUCCUCUCUCAUGCAGCCUAUCGUCUUCCUGCCUUCAGACCGAUUUUAAUUUUCUCAAUAAAGUGGUCGCUUCGCUGGACGUCAGCAGAUCAGAUCUGAACCAGGACAGCGGCGUUAAUAAGCCAGAUAGCGCGCAUUGCGGUGAUUUGCAGGCUUCUCCAGAUUUACCUCCACGGAUGACCAGCUCGUGGGGAUAUGUACCAAGGCAUUAUGACUACCAACCACGGAUCCUCUUCCUAUGAGGCCGGGUUUCUCCACAACGCCUCGGCGGCCACCUCUCCGGUUUACGUGCCCACCACCCGGGUCGUCACCCCGAUGAUCCCCGCGCUGCAGUACCUCCAGACGCCCGGCGCUUCGCAGCAGGGCAACCCGGUUUCGAGCCACUCCGUCUGGGCACAACCGGGUGCAGACCCGGUGCCCUCCUACAACCACUCCCCGGUGUCUCCGCGCUUCUCCUUCUCCACCAGUCCGCCACUAUCGUCCGGUGUGGCCACGGCCAGGGAGGCGGUCUCUUACACCAGCCCGCUGAACAUCUCUGCCAACGGAAGGGAGCACUAUGGUCCGCGGGGCCUCAGCGGCUCGUACCCAAGUCCCUAUUCGGCCUACAUGAGCCCUAACGUCGGAGGAACUUGGCCGGCGUCCCCCUUUGACAGUCCGGUGCUGCACGGUCUGCAGACCGGCGCUUCUCCUGGCACGACGCGGCACCCAAACAUAGAUUUGUUUGAUGACUUUGCUGAGGGACGAGAAUGUGUGAACUGCGGUGCAAUGUCAACUCCCCUCUGGAGGCGCGAUGGCACAGGCCACUACCUGUGCAAUGCAUGCGGCCUGUACCACAAGAUGAAUGGCAUCAACAGGCCGCUCAUUAAACCCCAAAGACGGCUGUCUGCCUCGAGGAGGGUGGGCCUGUCCUGCACAAACUGUCACACCACCACCACCACCCUGUGGCGACGAAACGCAGAGGGAGAAUCCGUCUGCAACGCCUGUGGGCUCUACAUGAAACUCCACGGGGUCCCCCGGCCUCUUGCUAUGAAGAAAGAGGGGAUCCAGACCCGCAAACGCAAACCUAAGAACCUAAACAAGUCCCAAACAGGACCUCCAGGCACUGAGGGGGCUCCAGUGACGCCAACCAGCACUCCCCACUCCUCCUCCUCUUCCUCUUCCUCCAUAACAUCCACCUCCAGCACUGCAGUGGAGCCUCGCCAGAUAAAGACAGAGCCAGAAAAUCACAACUUGUACACACACCACGGCCCGCACACACAAAUUUCUGCCCUACCUGCCUACAUGGCAGCCCAGGGAGGCGCUAUUCCUCUGAAGAUGUCUCCAGGUGGACACGGUGGGUCCUCCAGCUCCAAAACAGAGCCUUGGAACAACUUAAUCAUGGCUUAGAAGACCUACAGCUCUGCAUCUCAAAACACUACCUAUGUACAGCAUCCUAACAAAACUCUCCCGGAACUGCUAGCUGCACCGUUUUCUCCAAUCGGUGGCAUCAGUGUCAUGACUGCACACCAAGACACGAUGAGAAGACACCGACUUGGGACAAAGUACAAUUAAACUGGGAUUAUAAAGGAACAUUUUUCGAACUCAAGCCUUUUCCUACAAAGCCAGUAUGGAAGCACAAACUGCCUAAAAGAUACUGAAAGAGUACAUGACACUUAUGAGAAACACGAAAGACUUAAGUGUAAGUAUUGCCUUCAUAGCUUUGGACAUUUUUCUCUGGUCGUUAUGGACAUUCAACACACAAAAACAGAUCAUAAGUGGACAACUUUGUGACAAAGGUUACACCACAGAGGUGCUACACCAAGUGUUAUCAGGGUCAGUUUACAGGAAAAUAGUGGAAGAAAAAUAUUUAAUUCCUGGCAAACUUUCAAAUUAUCUAUCUGGGAGAUUGUGCUAAUGAUAAAUUAGUAUAAUGUUGUAUUAGCAGCAGAAGAUGUGAAAGCAUUUAAGAUUUUAUAUCCUUGAAAAAAUGAAAAAGAAAAAAUAAGUAUUUGGACAGAACAUUAACCUCAACAAUCACAGAGAUAGCCUGAAAUCGUUUUAACUGAUAAAAAGGGCAGGAACAGUAAUAUUUUCUUGGAUCCCUGCAAAUGUGUAAAAUAAAUCCUUCUUUCAUUACAAUAACAAAAAUUUGAUUUAAGGACCUAUGUGCAGUCAAUAAAAACAUGGUGAGUCAGAGAAUGGCUACAAGAAAAUUGCUUUCAGCUUAACCUUGCCUAUAUCUACAGAAGAGUUUAAAAUAACAGGUACACUGACAUAAAAGGCAGGACAAAAACCCAAGUUUAGCUUACAUUGGGGGAGGACAUGAAAGCAAAAACCUUUGGCAUUUGUCUUUAAAGGUAAUUUUUUUCUUUAGAUUCUAUAAGUAAAACAAAAAAGAUAUUAAAGUCAACAUUUUUCAGAGUGUGUAGUAGGGAUGUUUCACAGCUUCACUCACAUCUGGAGUAAAAUAAAUGAUUCUUGGAUUUGUAAGGACUCUCGGAUAAGAAUAAGAAUAUUCCUUCAGACCCACAGUAACAAUUUCAAUAAACCAGAAGCUGUUUUGAAUCCAAAAACGUUGUGAAAUAUGUCUUUAAAUGUUUGAAAAAGUAUGUGUUCAGUCAUGGAUAAAAUGUUAAAUGAAGUUCAGAGGUGGUAAAUCAAAGUAAAAAAUACAUCGUUCAAAUAUAAAUAACUAAAGUAAAUUGCAUUUGUUAAGCAUUAACAGAUUUUUAUUCUUUAUAGUAUGAAACAAAAAAAAGUCUGAAAAAACAAAUGUAUUCCUUACUCUAUUUGAUUUCACAGCCAGUCCUUGGAAAUUAUAAAAGCAAACUUCACAGUUUUUAAGUCUUUUCAAGAGAGAAGGAACCCUGGCUCAUUUACCAGGAAAACGUUUGCUAUGGUUCUGCAUCAUAAUAAUUGUUUAUAAGCGAAGAAGUAACAGUAAAAAUCCUUUAAGAUGCACAGCAUCCAAGAAGACCUAAAAGUCUUUUAAAAGGAAAAAAAUCAGCUAGGAAUUGUGAAACACUCAGCAAAACUCUGCUGCAAAAUAAAUGAAUACAAACUAUUCCUGUAAAUUCCUCCUAGUCUGUCUCAUCCGUCACUCCUCACCUGAAGUAUUACCUCAGCGAAAGUGAUCUACAGUUUAGUGUAACAAGAACUCCUCCGUCGUGGCUCAUUGGCUGUGAUUCCUUAAUUGCACGUCACGUCUGAAAAAGUUAUAAAGACAAACUACCUAACCAGCGUAAAUGGUGAUUAUUCGGAAUGAGAGCGUGACAGCAGGCACAUAGCUCCCUCUGCUGGCUUAAGAUCAGAUCUGCAUCUUCUAGCCAGUAGCACAUGGGGCCUUUGAAAGGUUUGUGGGAACCUACAUUAAAAUUCACGUCCUGUAUAAUAUGGUUAUUGAUGGGUAAACUGUACAGAAUAUUUGCAAUGCUUUCUAAUCUGCUGCUAGCGAGAGGUAACCAGUGUAAAUGUGGGAUACUACCUUAAGUAAUUACAAGAAUGAGAAAUGUACAAGCUUUUGUAAAAACAUCACUCCACUAUAAUCAUGUACUCUGUUAUUUGUGAUAUAUUGUAAGCAAAUGUAUUAAAGAAAAAGCAUUUUGACGUA